Oncorhynchus gorbuscha (pink salmon) is the source of this 1621-nucleotide messenger RNA. RefSeq names its product aminoadipate-semialdehyde dehydrogenase-phosphopantetheinyl transferase (gene aasdhppt). The transcript is spliced from 6 exons. The record is from RefSeq and is a predicted model, not a curated record. Gene Ontology annotation, molecular function: magnesium ion binding; holo-[acyl-carrier-protein] synthase activity. Bases 293 to 1186 code for a protein of 297 amino acids. Gene Ontology annotation, cellular component: cytosol. NCBI's taxonomy places the organism in Eukaryota, Metazoa, Chordata, Actinopteri, Salmoniformes, Salmonidae.
UCCCACCAGUUUUUCCGGGUCCGCGGUCGUGUUGUUAUAGCUAGCAAGUUGUCAAAGUGAAGCAAACACUCGUUCAGGAGGACACUUAUCAAGUUCUCAUGCGUUGCUAGCUAACUAUGUUUUUUUAGGUUGCGGUAUUUGUAGUGCUUAAAAUACCGACACACUUACCUCACAGCUAACAGUUAGCUAAAUCCACAAAAGCGGUCAGUGUUAUCCAGCUGCAUUACGAGAGGUAACGUUAGCUUAAAGCGGAACGUUGGUCUACCCGUUCUUAGCUCUGAAACUGGCCGUCAUGGGAGGCGUUCGCUGGGCGUUCCGGUGUGGCUCGUGGACGCCGAGCCGGUCCGAGUGGCUGUUAGCGGCCCGGUGUGUGCAGCGCGAAGAGAAAGAACGAAUCGGACAGUUCAUGUUUGCCAAAGAUGCCAAAUCAGCUAUGGCUGGCAGGUUGUUGUUGAGGAGGUUGGUGUGUGACAGGAUGGGUGUUCCCUGGUCUGACAUCUGCUUGGAGCGUUCUCCCAGAGGAAAGCCCUACCUGGCCAACCCAGCCUGCUCCAGCCCUGAAACCAUGGGCUGGAGUUUUAACAUCUCUCACCAGGGUGACUACGCUGUGCUGGCUGCAGAGCAGGGGCUGCAGGUCGGGGUGGACGUAAUGAAGACCACCAUGCCAGGUAGCACUUCUGUGCCAGAGUUUUUCCGUAUCAUGACGAGGCAGUUUACUGAUUAUGAGUGGAGUGUUAUCCGCAGAGCAGGAUCGGAAUGGGAGCAACUGACCAUGUUCUACAGACACUGGGCGUUGAAGGAAAGUUUCAUCAAGGCGAUUGGCACAGGGCUGGGCUUUAAUCUACAGAGGGCGGAGUUUCACCUGUCACCUGAGCCAAUUGCAGAGGGCAAGGUGUGUCGCCGGACCACAAUGCACCUGGACGAGGAAGAAGAGGAGGUCUGGGCGUUCGAGGAGACUGUAUUGGGUAAGGACCACCAUGUUGCUGUGGCACUGGGACCCGGCCAUACAGUCAGAUCUGUGCCUCCCCCUGCCCUCACCGAUCCUCCCCCCUCCUUCACCUUCCUCUCCUUCAGUGACCUCAUCAGCAUGGCCACACCCCUCUUUGAAGAAGACUCCGCCUACUGGGAGAACUUCCAGAAAAAGGCUGAAGCCCCAGAAAGACAGAGACUCAUAGCUACAGUAUGAGGUAGACAGGUUAGGUUAGGACUGUGGGUAGAAUAAUCUGAUCCUACAUCUGUGGUUAGUGGCGACGUGUACCUGUGAGAUGGAGUGGUCAAAGGACAGACAGGUGAUGUCACUCCUGUUGAUCUCCAUGCAGGACCGUACAGGAACAGUCGGUGAACAGCAGGGUUGGUGUGACUGAGGCAUCUGGAGGAGCUGGCCACUCUAACAACAAAUUGAAAUAGCAUUGAAAUAAUGUUGGUCCUCAGACCCACCUAGAGUCAAUGUGUUAAUCAAAUGCCAGUGAUGGAAAGGGUUCCAUGACUGCAAAUUGCUCUUUUUGGGGGGUAUUGAUUCUGUAGGUUGCAAUCACCUGAAUUGAUUGUGGUCAUCUGUCAUUACUACAGUGUUGUUGACCAACCUCCCUGUAAUGUGAUUAAAGGUUUGUAUGGCUUCUUA